AUGAGCUCGGAAGCGUCGAAACUCGUCAACAAGCUACAUAUCACCGAGAUCAAGACUCGGGAGGAAAUGACGAAAAAGUCGGAGACACCGCAUCCGGAAUGGCGGGUUUAUAGGUGAGUUAGAGGUACGCCGACGCACAAAUCUUGAAUUUUGACAUCAUUUCCAACAUUUUUGUAGUUGAACACUUUUUUCUAGGCCCACGCACAAGCCUACUGUAGCGCUUUGAAGUUGGGACUGAAAAAUGAGCAGGUUUUUCUAUCCCAACUUUCCAGCGCUACAGUACUCUUCGGAGUGGUUGUACAAAAAAAUGAUCAAUUACAAAAAUAUUGUACUAGACAUAAACUUUAGUUUUGUAGUUGAUCAUAUAUCUCUAGGCCUACGCAUAAGUGUACUGUAGCGCUUGAAAGUUAGGACAAAUUUUGUAUGCUUUUGAAGUAUUGUAACUUUGAAAGACUAAACUACUUUUCGUAGUCGUCGGAUCGGAAAGUGAUCAACUACAAAACUAUAGUACUAAAUGUCAAGAUUAUGCUCAAAAGUUUUCAGAAGCACAGUCCACCGCCAAAGCCUACAAUAUUCAUUUUCAUCUUUCAGGCUCACGCUCUUCAUGGAGCACGCGGCGUUCUGCCAAAAAGAGCGUUGUGUCAAGUAUUUCUGUCCGAGCAUCAAGUCGAUUUUGGAGCACAUUGACGAGUGUUUCGACCUGAAAUGCGAUGCGUGUCUCCGGUUUAACGUGCUCAUUUUCGAGCACGUCCGCAACUGCGAAGACAGCCGAACGUGCCGAAUUCCCGGUUGUUUAUCGAUUGCUCGGGCCAUUGGGACCAAUAAAGAGACUGCCGGUACGUGGCGGACCGACUCGAACAGAUCAAAUGUACUCGUUUUCAGAGGAACAGGGGCCUUCUGCUCUGAACAGCAAGAAUCAGAAGCGUCGGAAUCGGCGCAAAGCGAAAAAGGCGGAAAAACAAGUGAUGGAUCAACUUUGA
This is a messenger RNA of Caenorhabditis sp. 36 PRJEB53466, 980 nucleotides long. The record is from the annotation of a GenBank genome assembly. NCBI's taxonomy places the organism in Eukaryota, Metazoa, Nematoda, Chromadorea, Rhabditida, Rhabditidae.